CAUUAAAUAUGUCUGUUGAACCAUAGCAAUAUCAAUAUGUUUUAAAUAAACUAGAACUAUAAAAAAACUGUUAUAUGGCUGUGUUAUUAAUAUGAGGUUUAAUCAAAAGGAAUUAGCGUUUAUCGCUCUCCAACCAGCUGAAACUUUUGAUCUUCAAGGUUUAUUGUGGUUGAAAGAAAGAGAUGGUUUUUUUUUGAAGCGAACUGAGUCAUAUACAGAAAGAUGGUGUAGAUUAAAAGGAAAUCUUUUAUUUUAUUGUAAAGGAAGUGAAAAGACCUCUGAACUUGCUGGUUUGUUGGUUUUAGAGAGAUGCAAUAUCAGUAAAGAUGUAAACUCUACCAGGAAAUAUGCAUUUACUCUAGUGUUCGACAGACAAGACGAAGGACAGCAUUACCAUUUUGCGGCGAAUUCCGAAGCUGAGUAUAACGACUGGAAUAAACAUAUAAAAAAUGCAAGCUACGAAAAGCUCAAAGAAAAAUUACAAAAACUAUGUGAACAGAUUACCGAGAUGACUGGUGAGCACCCGUUGCCGCAUAACCAUCCAUUUCGUGACGAUAACGAUAGCGAGCCUCCAAAACCACCAAAACCGCUCCACAAACCUCCGUUGCUGGAAAUAAGCAUGGCUUGCAAUGAUCUAAAACCAACUGUGGAGAAUAAAUAUCCAAAUGCAGUUAUAGUUGUUAGUACUAUGACCCCUCCUGGAGCAACUUGGUCCAGACUUGCACAGACUGAAAUAAUAGAGCAAAAACGUCACCCAUAUUUCUUGACGACUAUAAGCAUACCUUCUGGUGGAAAUUACAGUGAGGUAACAAGACUAAAACUUGCUGUCUUUGAUGUUCGCGACCGAGAUAAAGAAGAGGCAAGUAGUUCACUAAAUAUAGUUUAUGUGAUUGUUAACUUCAAGACAAAUCGUCUUAUUGCACAAAACGUCAGGGUUCUCGUUCUUCAA
Dendronephthya gigantea is the source of this 949-nucleotide messenger RNA. RefSeq names its product sesquipedalian-1-like. NCBI's taxonomy places the organism in Eukaryota, Metazoa, Cnidaria, Anthozoa, Malacalcyonacea, Nephtheidae. The annotation marks the transcript as partial. The record is from RefSeq and is a predicted model, not a curated record. Gene Ontology annotation, cellular component: cytoplasm. The transcript has 9 exons. Gene Ontology annotation, molecular function: phosphatidylinositol-3,4-bisphosphate 4-phosphatase activity.